Molecule: messenger RNA, 3147 nt
Organism: Penicillium soppii
Lineage: Eukaryota; Fungi; Ascomycota; Eurotiomycetes; Eurotiales; Aspergillaceae
Product: NRPS-like enzyme
Exons: 1
Coding region: 1-3147 (1048 amino acids)
Source: RefSeq, a predicted model, not a curated record
AUGGAAGAUAUCAUUCUUACCCACGCUCAGCGUACCCCCAACGCCCUGGCCGUUCUCGACGAAUCCAAGUCAUUGACUUACGCUGAGCUUGUCAGUGAAUCAAGCUACCUAGCGCACUCACUUCUUGAAAACAAUACCAAGUCCCCCGUAGAAGAGCCUAUCGGAAUUUUACUCGGCCCUGGUAUCGAACAAGUCGUGGCUCAGCUCGCAGUACGCUUUGCCAGUGGAACAUGCGUUCCAAUGGAGCCUUCGCCCUCUUUACCAGAGGAGCGUAUGUUUGAUAUGCUUCAGGAUGUCGAAGUUGAACGCUUGAUCGUUGACGUCAACAAUACCACCGAGAUAUGGCGUCAAUCGCUGAUUGAUUCGGGAUUCAAGCUGAUCCCCAUCUCUCUUGGUUCGGACGGACCAUCGGUGGCUGUGGAAGAGCUCCUGCAGCAGGACCCCCCUCCAGACCGGAGUCACAUCCUUUUUACUUCAGGCUCGACGGGCAAGCCAAAAGCAGUGCAGAUCCGAGCAUCGGGGAUUAUGCACCUGGCAACCCGGACACCUAUGACUCCACUGGAACAGACUGACCGGGUUACCGAGUUCAACAAUCCUGGCUUUGAUCUCAGUUUGUUUGAAAUAUGGGCAACUCUCAUCGCCGGUGCUACGAUCGUGACUGUUCCCCGACAUAUCGCGACAGACCCGAAAGCCUUCCACCGUUUUCUGAGAGAUAACCACAUAACUGUUACUAUUCUGAUGGCCGCAUUAUUUGAAGUCACGGCGUUCGCAUCCCCGGAUACUUACCGGUCUCUCCGUCAUGUGCUUACUGCUGGUGAUGUAGCAAAUGUGCAAGCAAUGAGGAGAGUUCUAGAGAGUGACGGCCCCCCACAACAUCUGUGGAAUACUUACGGCCCAACGGAGUGUACUACUCUGGCCACUAUGUAUGAAGUAACCGCGCCAGAGACAAGAGGAGAUCGAAUCAGCAUUGGCCGAGCUGUGGGCGACAUGGAGGUCUACCUACUUGAGGAGGAUCGUGCCAUCUACGAGCCAGGAAAGCAGGGCGAAAUCUGCAUUGCAGGACCGCAGCAGUCGCUCGGAUAUUGGAAGCGAGAGAAAGAAAACAUGACAUCCUUCGUCGAUUUUCCUCGAGAACAUCUGAUCAACCCGCGGUCCUCAAAGGGGCUGGAUAAGGAUCAGAGCGGCACUGUACGACUUUAUCGAACAGGUGACCUAGCCGAAUGGCGAUCUGACUCCGGUAUUCUUGACUUCAUCGGCCGCAAGGAUAAUCAGGUCAAACACAAUGGGUUUAGGAUUGAGUUGGGCGAAAUCGAGCGCAUUAUCCAGUUGGUUGAUGGGAUCAAAGGUGCCGCUGUCAUUCAGCAGCCGCCUCUCUCUACAAAGGGCGCAGAGGCACUGGUAGCUUUUGUUGUGGUAGAUGGUACAUCGCCUUCCCCAAGCGAAGAGGACCUUUUUGGCUUGAUGAGAGAACGGCUGUCAGCCUACAUGGUCCCAAACACUCUGGAAUUCGUCAGCAAGCUCCCACUCACCGCGACAGGUAAAGUGAACUACAAACAGCUGCUUCAGCAACAGCUUCAGUCACUCAAAGAAGAGACCGGCAACCAAUCCCACACUGCUACAAGCAAGUUGAAUCCGAAAGAAUGGGGGUCAGAUGAGAAUGAACGUAUCAAGGCAGAGAUUCGGAAGAUCUGGACUGAAAUGUUAAACAAGCCACACAUCCAAGACGAAGAUGACUUCUUUGCCCUCGGCGGAACCUCACUCCAGGCCGCGGCGCUGAUCGGCCACAUCCAAAGAAUUUUAGACUGUAUUAUUACGAUGGAAAAGCUCAACCGGAACUCCCGACUCUCAGACCUGUGUGAUGUGAUUACUUCCAAAACCGAAGCCGCAGAAAGUCACAGGCGUCAGAACGCCCCCGACGACAGCAAAGUCUGGAUUGGCGAUAUCGACCUCGUUGAUGACAUUGAAAUGGUGCCGCAGUGGGAUGCUCCAGAUGAAGGAAGGGUGUUACUUACGGGGGCCACAGGCUUUGUGGGCGGACGUGUCUUGCACGAUCUAAUGAUCCGUCCCACGGUCAAGCAGAUCGCAUGCUUGGUUCGUGGUCAAGAAGGAGUGUCUGCAGCGAUGCGUGUGCAACGUUCUCUUGAGAAAUAUGACUUGUGGCCUGACUCAGUAGAGGCGCGGGAGAAGUUGAUGUUUGUUGAAGGUGAUUUCUCUGACCGGACCCUUGGUGUUGGGAAGGAGAAGUUCGAUUGGUUUGCGAACUGGACGUCCGUUAUCUUUCAUCUCGGAGCAAAGAUCAACUUCUGCGAAUCAUAUCGCGAACACCGUUCAUCCAACGUCCUCGGUACCUGCAAUAUGCUCCGGCUGGCUGCCGCUGGUCGCCGGAAGGGGUUCCACUAUAUGUCCACAAUCGAUGUAUGGGGUACAACGGGGUAUACGCUUGGAACGGAAGCCGUGGAAGAAGACGGGCCGCUGCUUCCCCAUGUUCAGGGUGUCCGCUUUGAUUUAGGCUACUCGCAAAGCCAGUGGACCGCAGAGUCUAUGGUGCGACGCAUGCGAGACCGCGGAUUACCAAUUAUAAUUUACAGACCUGGAUUUGUGAUCGGAGACCCAGAUACAGGUUGUAGUAAUCCAUCAGACUUUAUGUCACGACUUCUGGUAGGAUGCAUUCAGAUGGGGACGUGGCCUAGCCUGGUUCAACGACUGGAAUAUGUGACGCUUGACUAUGUGGUCAACGCGAUGCUUCAUAUCGCUGCGGAUAAAGCUAAUCUCGGUCGUUCGUAUUGCCUUGUUUCGCCAGAUCAAGCUCAUUCAGUCACGGUUGAAGAUACCUGUCGAGUGCUCAACGAUGCUGGGUAUCCGGUGCGCCUAGUAGACUAUGAUGACUGGGUGGCGCAGGUUGCUGAAGAGCAAGAGCCAGAUGGACCAUUGGCACCGCUGAUGCCAAUGUUCCGGGAGCCAGUUCGGGGGCCACUCACACGCUGGACAGCCAGCCAAUAUACCCCGUGGUAUCGAGCGGAUCAAGCUGUCGAGGCUCUGCGAGGUCGACCGGAUAUUGCAUAUCGUUCACUAGAUGGGAAUAUGGUACGGCAGUUUGUCAAGUUUUGGAAUCGAAAGGGUUUCUACAACGUACCUGUCAUGGAUUGA